Durusdinium trenchii is the source of this 1695-nucleotide messenger RNA. Lineage: Eukaryota; Dinophyceae; Suessiales; Symbiodiniaceae. The record is from the annotation of a GenBank genome assembly.
AUGGCUACGGGUCGUGAUGAGUUGGCUGCAGUGACCUGUGGCGGUUACAUCUAUGCCAUGGGCGGAAGUCAUUUGGUUUGGCCAGUGCGUCAUGUCUUGGACUCGGCGGAACGCUUCGACCCAAGGAGUGGCACCUGGCAGGAGCUUCCCCGCCUCACCCGCGAGCGCUGCGCGGCGGCCGCGGUGGCGUUGCACCGGCGCCUGGUGGUGCUGGGGGGCUGCGAUGAGGAUGGUGUGGCGCUGUCCUCCACGGAAAGCUUGGAUCUCACUCUGGGUCAACCCCGCUGGGAGGUGUUGCCUUCGAUGCGGAGAGCUCGCUGUAACUUUGCAGCCGCCACCUCUGCCGGACGGAUCCUGGUCGCCGGCGGCUAUGAUGAUCAUACACGCGACGUCGAUACCGUGGAGCAGUUCGACCCCUCCCAUGGCGCAGGGUGGGAAGCGGUGCAUGUCCUUCCAGUGCCACGAUGGGGUGUCCGAGCAGCCAGCCGUGCCGGGCACAUCUUCAUCGUGGGCGGGAGAGGAUACCCCGGUACCAGGGCUGGGGGAGUGUGGGUCAUCCGGAUCACCAGGCCUCGAACACUCCGGCGCUUGGGCCCCUCGUCGCAUGUGAAAACCGCCGAAAAGGUUGAACAGAUUGAAACUCGCCGGGCUGCCUGCAAUGUCUUUGGCCGACACUUCGGUGGAAUCGGUGGAACGUUGGCGGAUAUUCUGCGGAAGCGACAGAUGGAGGCUCAGCACGUGUGCCGUGCCUGGCGCAAGGCCUUCGCGGAGUUCGGCUUUUGCCAAGCCACGGGGCACGGAAUCCAGGAUGAGGUCAUUGAAGAAGCUUAUGCCGUAGCCCGCCAGUUCUUCACUUUGCCUGUGGAAGCCAAGCAACGCUGCGACACAGGAAAAGCUUAUGGAGCUUCCAGUGGCUACACCGGGCCUGGCGCAGAACGAGUUAGUGCAACUGCCACGGAAUUGCCGGAUGGCAAGGUCCUGGGCUCGGAGAAGGCACGGCCACCCGACCGGGUGGAGUCGAUGAUCUUCUACGGCCGAGAGGAGGAUGUCGUGCCAGAGGAGGUCAAGAACUACAGAGAGGUCAUGAAGCGUUACUAUGAGGAGCUGAGGGGACUACUCCUCGCCUCGAUGGCACUCACGGCCGCGUCCUUGGAGUUGCCAUUGAACUAUUUCGAUCGCUACUUCACGGCCGACAAGUUGACCAAGAACGAAAUCUCCCUUCGCUUGGCAUACUAUCCAGCCUAUGAAGAUGGAGUGGAGCCACUUCCUGGACAAUUGCGCUACGGCGAGCACACCGACUAUACAGGUUUCACACUUCUUUGGCAAGAUCACAACAUCACUGGUCCUCAAACGGCCAAGGAGGGUCUCAACCCGCCCUUGGGCGGACUACAAGUCCGUAUGCCCGAUGGCUCGUGGGCGGACUGCCCUCCAGCGCCGGGUGCGUUCACCAUCAAUGCAGGAGACCUGAUCCAGGCCUGGACCAAUGAUGAAUUCAUGUCCAACUGGCAUCGAGUGACGAAUCCUCCACCUGGGGACCGACAUGAUCGGAUCAGUCUGGUCGUUUUCACUGGCCCUGCCAAUGACACCAUCGUCGAACCCUUGCCUACUUGUGUGAGCCCUGAUCGACCGCCCAAGUACAUGCCCAUUUCAGCGGGAGAGCAUUUGGCCAAGAAGCUUCAAGCUUCAAAUGUUUGA